AUGGCAAGCAAUAAAAGAAAAAUACAAAUUUUGGAAAAUAGAGUAAUUCGCCUGCAGUUAUUGACAGUGAUAGUGACAGCAGUGAAGAAAUAUUUUCCACUAAGAAAAAUAGAAAGAAGUUGGAAACAAAUGUGCACGGAAAACAAAGCACAAGCGACAUCAAAAGGAUUGUCUUCACCUCGCUCAUCGUCAGUGGACAGAUUAAGUAUGUAUAGCUCAAGAGGAUGCAGUCCUUCGCUAAAAAAUCUAUCAGCUUCUAUAGAUGAAAGCGAAUAUCAUGGCUUGAUAAAUCUAAGAAACAAUAAUAAAAUGAUAGAAAAGAAAAAUAAAAUAGAAAGGAAAGAUCCAAAGACCAGACUUACAUUCGCUUAUUCUUUUGAAGACAGUAUGUCGCAAGAGUUAACUGAAAGAAAUGAACAUGAUGGUUUUUAUGACGAAGAGCGUAAUAAACAAGAGAGAGAGGAAGAAACAGAAAACGUUGAGGUAGAAGAUGUAGAAGAAGAGAGAGAGGAAGAAACAAGAAAUGCUGAAGAGGAAGAUGAAGAUACAGAAAGAGGGGAGGAAACGGAAAAUACUGAGGAGGAAAGUGGUGACACAGGCGACGAUGAGAGUGAUGUAUACUCUGCAAGUGAAGUUGUAUCGGAUAUAGAUAAUGAUGUUUUAGAGGAAGAGGGAGAUGCACAGGAUAAUAGUGUCAAUGAAUGGGGUGCUAUCACAGAUUUGACCCCUGAAUUGGAAGUGUGUACUUAA
Bombyx mandarina (wild silkworm) is the source of this 750-nucleotide messenger RNA. Its product is annotated as piggyBac transposable element-derived protein 4. Lineage: Eukaryota; Metazoa; Arthropoda; Insecta; Lepidoptera; Bombycidae. The record is from RefSeq and is a predicted model, not a curated record.